CACGGAUAUUGCAAACAUAUUCAAAAAUUUUCACCGUGCAUUGAUCAUAUCAUGGAUCAUGACUUUCCACAGGACGCGAUCCAUCCGUGGCGAUGCAUAAUCAGUCUUAUACGGCACCGAUGGUCCAUGACGUUGAUUAGCGUAAUGGAGCUCCCCUGUGCAUGAAACAAAUUAGAUCUUCAUCAUCUGGUCCGGCCGCCGUUGAAAAGUACCACAUGAAGGAGGACAAUUCCCUCCCGGCAGUCUAUGUAGGUGCGUUUUUGGAUUUCAUUUUUAACAUAAGGCCGGAUAUUAUCCUUGCAUGAAUACAACCAUGAGAAUCUGAGGACAAGAGGUCCAGAAGGAACAGCACAAAUGUAGAAAUUCAAUCCCCGUCCUCAUCGCUGAUGUAACGUUCUGCUUGUUUUAUACGACGUUCCAAAAAUUAACCCAGAGCAAUUGUUGGAAGAGGAGUUUAUCUUCAUCAUCAUCAACAACAACAACAACAACAACAACAAAAAAGAGGUCCCCCAAGUGCUCGACGACUCACGAAAAAAAGAAGUGCGAGAUGGACGUCGGGAAUCCGAUCGAGAUGCCGAAGGACUCGACCGCGCAUGUGCUGAUCUUCCCCUUCCCAGCUCAAGGUCAUGUGAACUGCAUGCUCAAGCUGGGCGAGCUCCUCACCAAGACCGGCCUCCAUGUCACCUUCCUGAACACCGACUACAACCACCACCGCCUCAGCCGCUACUCCGCCGCCUACGCUCUGCUAGCCGAAAGUCCGAGAUUCCGCUUCGAGUCCAUCCCCGACGGCCUCGCCGAUGAGGAUCCCCGGUCGGUCCUUCAUCUGAUGGACCUGGAGGAGUCUUUGAGGGUUCGGUCCGCCGUCUUGUACCGCGAGCUGUUAAUCAAACGUGGCCGCAGAGAUGAUGGAAAAUGGCCGCCGGUGACGUGCGUCAUAGCGGACGGCAUCAUGACGUUCGCCGUCGACAUCGCGGAAGAGCUGGGAAUUCCGGCGAUCGCUUUCCGAACGGUCAGCGCGUGCAGCUUCUGGGCAUACUUCCGUCUUCCCCAGCUCUUGCAGAGCGGGGAGCUCCCGUUCCCAGAUGAGGCGGACCUGGACGAGCCCGUCCGGAGCGUGCCGGGGAUGGAGGCUUUUCUAAGGCGGCGAGAUCUUCCGAGCUUCUGUAGACUGGCAGGGGAUCGGACGGACCGCACCUUCGAGUUCGUGACAACCGUGACCGCUAACACGAAUCGGGCGAGGGCGCUCAUUCUCAACACCUUCGAGUCCCUGGAGGCCACCGCGCUGUCGCCCGUGCGCUCUCACUUUCCCGUGACCUUCGCCGUCGGACCGCUUCCCGCGCUGCUGAGAUCGUACCGGUCCCGCUGCCCCAGCGACCCGGCGGUACCUCCCGCUUCCUCCAUGCCGUCCGCCACUCUGUGGGAAGAGGACCGGACCUGCAUGACGUGGCUCGACUCCCAGCCGCACAAGUCUGUGGUCUAUGUUAGCUUCGGGAGCCUCACGCUGGUGUCUCAGGAGGCGUUCCUCGAGUUCUGGGUGGGGCUGGUCAACAGCGGGCAGCGGUUUCUAUGGGUGGUGAGGCCCGAUCUGGUAGGGGAGGAGGGAAGGCGGUGGGAGGAGAUGCUACCGGUGACGGAAGAGGUGAAGGUGGGGACAAAGGAGAGGGGUUGCCUUGUCAAGUGGGUCCCGCAGGAGGAGGUGCUGGCGCAUCCGGCGGUGGGGUGCUUUCUGACUCACAGUGGAUGGAAUUCAACUCUGGAGAGCAUAGUGGCAGGAGUGCCGAUGCUCUGCUGGCCAUUCUUUGCGGAUCAGCAGAUUAACAGCAGGUUCGUCAGCGAGGUGUGGAAGGUGGGGCUGGACAUGAAAGACUUGUGCAGUAGGAGCAUAGUGGAGAAGAUGGUGAGGGAAAUGAUGGAAGGGCCGAGGGCCGAAGAGUGGAGGAGGUCUGCGAAAGAGAUGGCGAAGAUGGCAAGGGAGAGCGUGGCUGAAGGCGGUUCUUCCUACACAGACUUUCGAAGGCUGAUCUCUCUGAUCACGCAUGGUGCUUAGAGACAAAUUAGGACCAUGCAGCCAGGGCUGUGUAUCACGAAAUCUUACGCAAGUAAGUUGCGCAGGCGCUGUGUAUCUCUCCUGUUGCCGCCGGUACCGUACCAUACAGAUCAGGCUAUCAACAGUAGGACGCAAGGAAUAAUUGCACAUCAAAAUACCACUUUAGUUGUAUGAGAUUGACAUGUUAAUUCAGCAUUUCUCCAAGAAAAUUGAUACCACGCUGUCUUGAAAGCGAGUUUAAGUUU
Phoenix dactylifera (date palm) is the source of this 2292-nucleotide messenger RNA. Its product is annotated as myricetin 3-O-rhamnoside 1,2-glucosyltransferase UGT709G2-like. The record is from RefSeq and is a predicted model, not a curated record. Lineage: Eukaryota; Viridiplantae; Streptophyta; Magnoliopsida; Arecales; Arecaceae. Gene Ontology annotation, molecular function: quercetin 7-O-glucosyltransferase activity; quercetin 3-O-glucosyltransferase activity.